AUGAAUAUGCACGAGACGAUUAGAGCUCUUAAGCACCCUUCUAUAUUGCAGGGUGUGUUGGGUUACGUCAUACUGAGGCCACUGACAGUCUUAGCAGCCAUAGGUGCAAAAACUUUGCGUAUCUACCGUGACUCACAGAUUCGGCCGGACGGAGUAUGGUUCUGGACAGGGCUGAUCAACAGCUUUUCACAGUGCUGGGCGAUCUAUUGCCUCAUCAUGUUCUACCGUGCCACCAAGCACGAGCUGAAGCCCAUCCGGCCCGUUGCCAAGUUCAUGCUUAUCAAGUCCAUCGUGUUCCUAACAUACUGGCAGUCGCUCAUGCUGUCCUUUGCAGUUAAGGCAGGCUGGAUCAGCACCAACGUUGCAGCAUACGAUGCCAAAGACGUGGCAGCAGGCGUGCAGGAGCUCAUCAUCUGCAUCGAGAUGUUCAUAGCCGCAUUGAUGUUCGCGUAUGUCUUUCCUCCAAAGGAUUACAUGGAUCCAGAUGCACCAUCGGCUGGGUUCUUCAACAAUCUUCGUAGUAUGUUUGACAUGCGAGAUGUAAUGAGGGACGUGACAGACGUCGUGGACGCUGAUGUCUCCAGGACAAAAGAGAGGUUCGCCAAUCUCACCAGCAGGGUGGUGCACACCUCUGGGUCAUUCUUUAAGAGCCCCCUCGAGUUUUUCAAAUGGAAACGGUGGCGGAAGAGUCGCUGCAGACAUGGGAGACCUGGAGACGCGCACCUCGACAGCGAGGCGCCCCUGCUUCGGCUGUACGAGAGCAUCGACUGGUCGCUCACGCUGCCGUCGGGCCUGGAGGAGGCCAUUCGGCGGGAGGAGCUCGGGGAGCGGCAGCGCGGCGCCUUGGCGGGUGCCGGACCGCAAGUCGCGGAAGGGCGGCCAGCGGUGGGGUUGGGAGUGGUCGACGAGGAAAAACCGGAAAAGGGCGGGGACGAAAAAUCGGAAAAGGAGCAGACAUGA
Molecule: messenger RNA, 960 nt
Organism: Ostreobium quekettii
Lineage: Eukaryota; Viridiplantae; Chlorophyta; Ulvophyceae; Bryopsidales; Ostreobiaceae
Source: the annotation of a GenBank genome assembly